UGGAAGUGCAUCACAGAUUAACACACAAUCGUCAAUGUUUGCAUCUAACCAGUUCGGUCCAUCAAACAUAGCUUUCAGUCCUAAUUUUAUGAUGAAUCCUGCAUUUGUUCCUACUCACUCACCCUUUGGGUAUGGAUUUGCUUUUCAUGAUCUUUCAAACUCUUCUAAUAUUCCAUUGGAGAGUGAUGUUACUAAAACGACCAAAGCAGCAAAAAAAAGUAACAAGGUCAUAGAAAAUACUAGUAUCUCUCCCACGGGAGGAGGGAGUAAAAACUGGAGCAAAGACGAAGAUGUAGCACUAACGAAGGCAUGGCUAUAUAUUUCCGUUGAUGCUGAUGUCGGGAACAAUCAAAUGAUUGCUAAUAUGUGGAAUCCCAUCUUCCAAGUUUGGAGGGAGAAUAUGGGUACUUAUGAUGAGUCUCGCACAACAAAUGGCUUACAAGCUCGUUGGGGUAAGAUCGUAGCUGCAGUGAAUAAAUUUCAUGCUUUAUAUGAACGACUACAAAGACAUCCAAAAAGUGGAGCAAGCCAUGACGAUAUGAGGCGAGAGGCAAUGCACAUGUAUGAAGAUAUUAAUAAUGGUCAGUCUUUCAAGUAUGAGUAUUGUUGAGAGAUCUUGAAAACAAAUUCAAAAUGGUGCGUAAAGGAGGUCACUAGGAGCAAAGAUAACUCUAAGCAAAAAGCUGCCAAUGGAAGUGGUGAUACCCGAGUAACAACCCAACCAGGGAGUUCAGGAAAUGAAGGUGAAAAGUGUACCAAUGUAGAUGUUAAUGAUGAUGGUAAAUGCAAUGAUAUUGAACGCCCUGAAGGAAGAAAGGCUACUAAAGAAAAAAAGAGGAGGUUGAAUGAUGAAAAAUUAGUAGUUGAUGCUUUCAAUAAGUUACAAACUACAAUGGAAAAACAGAUUUGUAUUAGUCAAGAAGAGCUCAAAAUGAAGGGGGAAAAGGACUUAAAAGACUUUGAGUUACGAGAAAAGAUAAUGGAAAGAGAGUUGAAGCUAAAAGAAUAUGCUCAAAGAUCGAAGGAGAAGGAUCAACAGUUAAAAGAGGUUGCUCAAAAGUUUAGGGAGAACGCUCAAAAGAGACAAGAACAAGAGCGUAUUUUGAAUCAAGAUGUCACCAAACUUCCCGUAAGCAUUAGAGAGACAUUUGAGAUGUAUCAAGCUCAAAUUUUAAAGGAAUGAGAAAAGGAUGGUCUUUUUGGUGGGAAUUACAGUUAAAGAAGCUCAAAACUUGAGGAAGCUAAAUAGUAAUACUUGCUGGAACACUAGAAACAUUAUGUGUGAAGACUAGUUAUUUAUUUUUUAUGAAUUUGUUUUUGCUUUGGUAGUUUGGAACAAUUGUUUUUAUUGUUUGGAUAAACUUUAGGUCUGUGGAGUAAUAGACAUGAGAUAGUAGACUUUUUCUAGUUUAUAUUGAUUGUGUCCACUUAUUCUUUCAUUAUGUUUUAUUCUUAGUAUUCCACCUAAAUGGGGAUAAAAUGAGCUGCUGCAACUUUAGUAUGCAAUGUUUAUAGCGGGUUAGAGCAU
Messenger RNA from Cuscuta europaea, 1528 nucleotides. Lineage: Eukaryota; Viridiplantae; Streptophyta; Magnoliopsida; Solanales; Convolvulaceae. The record is from the annotation of a GenBank genome assembly.